CGUCACCCCUAGACAUCCAAUCGGACCGGGCCGUAUAAAACACGCAGUUUCCUGCGCUGGGAUCAUGCUGAGGUACGUGGGCACAGCUGACAGCUUUCAUGCAACGUCCUUCCCCAACUGAAGGAGCUCCUAUACGGAUAGUUUGCAAUUUGGCCCCGUCCGACACGAUGGCGGAGAUCACGGGAGUCCGAAGCGGAGAUGAGAUCCCGGCCCUGGGCUUGGAUGUGUCUGAACUCGCCGUCCAGGAGAAAGCAGGACCGCGGCUGUGAAGCGGGGAUAGAGGAGUGACAACACCGCGUAGUCUCUCUGCGAUCGGCCGCUCUUACACGCCCAAUCGGAGCGGCAGCACUAAAGCGGCGCCCCUUCUUAAUUUUAAAGGUACGGAGAUGUUGGAACCUGGAAGCUGUAGCUGAUUGGACUGACUGACAGAGUGGGCUCCAGGCGGGAAGGUUGUACCUCCUCACCAUGGGAGACGGGGACCUGGGUGCCAGGGGUGAGGGGCUGAACCACUCCCAUGUCCUGUUUGACCGCUUCGUCCAGGCCUCCACCUGCAAGGGCACACUCAAGGCCUUUCAGGAGCUGUGUGAUUUCCUGGACCUCAAACCCAGCGAGUACCGCAUCUUUUAUCACAAGCUAAAGUCCAGGCUCAACUAUUGGAAGGCCAAGGCCCUCUGGGCCAAAUUAGAUAAACGGGCCUCUCACAAGGACUACAAGAAGGGUCGUGCGUGUGCCAACUCCAGGUGCCUGAUCAUUGGCGCGGGGCCAUGCGGCUUGAGGACGGCCAUCGAACUGGGCUUCCUGGGGGCCAAGGUGGUCCUUCUCGAGAAGAGAGAUGCCUUCUCACGCAACAAUGUACUCCACCUCUGGCCCUUUACCAUCCAGGACUUGCGUGGCCUGGGGGCCAAGAAGUUCUAUGGGAAGUUCUGUGCUGGUUCCAUAGAUCACAUCAGUAUCCGCCAGCUUCAGCUGAUGCUGCUGAAGGUGGCGCUGCUUCUGGGCAUCGAAAUCCACGUCAAUGUGGAGUUCAAGGGUUUAGUGGAACCCCCAGAGGAUCAGGAGAAAGCGAGAAUCGGAUGGAGAACUGUGGUCCAUCCCAGGACACACCCCGUGAAUGAGAUGGAGUUCGACAUUGUCAUUGGGGCAGAUGGGAGGAGGAACACUCUGUCAGGGUUUAAGAGGAAGGAGUUCCGGGGCAAGCUGGCCAUUGCCAUCACGGCAAACUUCAUAAACCGCAACACAACUGCUGAGGCCAAGGUGGAGGAGAUCAGUGGCGUGGCCUUCAUCUUCAACCAGAAGUUUUUCCAGGACCUCAGGGAAGCCACAGGAAUUGACCUGGAAAACAUUGUUUACUAUAAGGAUGACACCCACUACUUUGUCAUGACUGCCAAAAAGCAGAGUCUUCUGGAAAAAGGAGUCAUUCUGCACGACUAUGCUGACACGGAGCUGCUGCUCUCCCGGGGCAAUGUGGACCAGAUCGCCCUGCUGGCCUAUGCCCGCCAGGCUGCUGACUUCUCCACCAACCACCAGCUGCCCACGCUGGACUUUGCCAUCAACCACUAUGGGCAGCCGGACGUGGCCAUGUUUGACUUCACUUGCAUGUAUGCAUCAGAGAACGCAGCGUUGGUGCGUCAGCGUAAUGGGCACCAACUGCUGGUGGCGCUGGUGGGGGACAGCCUGCUGGAGCCUUUCUGGCCCAUGGGCACAGGCAUCGCACGGGGCUUCCUGGCCGCCAUGGACUCUGCAUGGAUGGUGCGCAGUUGGGCUCUAGGCUGCCCCCCGCUGGAGGUGCUGGCUGAGAGAGAAAGCAUCUACCGACUUCUACCCCAGACCACCCCCGAGAACGUGAGCAAGAACUUUAGCCAGUACAGUGUGGACCCCACUACACGCUACCCCAACGUCAGCCUCAACUUGCUGGGCCCUGGCCAGGUGCGCCAUCUCAUAGACACGGGUGAAACUGACAACACAGUCGGCUCUUCCACGCCCAAGCUGUUGCGAAAUGAAUCCAUUGCACGUUCCAACAAGUUGCUGAGCUGGUGCCAGCGGCAGACGGAGGGUUACCGGAAUAUAGCAGUCAGUGACCUGACCAUGUCCUGGAAGAGCGGCCUUGCCCUGUGUGCCCUGAUUCACCGCUUUCGGCCUGACCUCAUAAACUAUGACUUCUUGGAGGAGCAGGAUGUGGAGAACAACAACCAGCUGGCAUUUGACGUGGCUGAACGCGAGUUUGGCAUCUGCCCCAUCAUGACUGGCAAAGACAUGUCAUCAGUCUCAGAGCCCGACAAGCUUUCCAUGGUCAUGUACCUUAGCCAGUUCUAUGAGAUGUUCAAGGACACAGUGCCCCCUGGUGAAAACCAGAACCUAAGUCCCGAGGAGAAGGCAGCUCUGAUUGCCAGCACCAAGUCACCCAUCUCCUUCCUGAACAAGCUGGGCCAGAGUAUUUCUCGUAAGCGUAACCCUAAGGACAAGAAGGAGAAGGAUCUGGAAGCUGGGAAGAGGAGAAAGACGAGCCAGGCUGGCCAGUCGGAGGAUGAGGAUCACGGGCCAUCGCAUUCCUCCCCUCUGCGGGAAAGGAAGGCCCCAUGUAACUCCUGCACCCCAACCGGUGCUAGCCACACCAGGGUCAAGUCCAUGGCCACCCAGCUGCAGGCCAAGUUCGAGGAGAGCACUCCCACGCCGGCCCUAACCUCGGCCCCGGGACUGAAGCAACAGUGCAUUGACAGGGGGGUGGACACGGAUGAGGCCCCAGUAGAGCAGCCUUCGACUGAUGGGGAGUGGUGGCGGUGCCCCCCAAGGGAGCAGAAGACUGUGCGCUCCCCCAGUAUUCAGGAGAGGGCUGCCCUACUGGCCUGCCUCCUCUCGGGGAAGCCUGUGAAGACUCAGGCUAAGGACCAGUCCUGGAUGGCCCAUGUAGAGGACCAGCUCCUCUCCGGGGCACCCCCUUCCCCUGACACCUUCAGACAGAGAUAUGUUAAAUUAUAUACAGGGGGAGUGUGCUCAUUUGCUGAACAGUUAGCCAAUCAGCUUCAAACUCAUGAGGAACCCAAACCUUUUCUUGACAAGAAGGAAUUGAGUUCCCUGCGGAAGGAGUUCCCACAGAACAUUGGGGGCAGCGAUGUCUGCUACUUCUGCAGCAAACGUGUGUAUGUGAUGGAGCGCCUGAGCGCCGAGGCCAAGUUCUUCCACCGGAGCUGCUUCAAGUGCGACUACUGUGGAACCACAUUGCGCCUGUCCUCUUAUGCCUUUGACCUGGAGGACGGCAAAUUCUACUGUAAACCGCACUACUGCUACCGCCUGUCGGGUCAGGCCCUGAGGAAGAGGCCCGCUCCAGUUGGACCGGUUCCAGCCCAAAAGGAGAGCCCUGCCAUCCCGCCUGAUGUGGCAACAGUGGACGGCCUAGCAGGGGCUGAGGCCACACCACCUCUGGCUGAUCUCCGGCCCUCAGCCGAGGUCAAUGGUGUCUCGGAGGCUGGCCUGGCGAAGCGUUUGCGUGGCACACCUGAGCGUAUCGAGCUGGAGAAUUACCGGAUAUCACUGCAGCGUGAGGAGGAGCUGGAGGAGGUUCCAGAGGAGACACUGGCCGAGCACAACCUGAGCAGCCUGUUGGACAAGGCCACUGAUGUCGAGGAGGGCUCCAGCAGCUCUGAGUCAGAGAUGGAGGACGAGGAGCGGCAGCAGGCAACCUCUGACCUGGGUGGAGUUCCUUGGAAGCAGGCUGUGGAGCUGCAUGCCAGACUGAAGGGGGUCACUGCUCUGGCCACGGAAGGGGAGGAGCAGGGGGGGCGGCCCGUUGCCGAGGGACCUCAGGAGGACGAGGAGGAGGAUGAAGAGGAGGAAGAUGAAGAGGAGGAUGUGGAAGAGGAGGAAUCCAGCGAUGAGGGGGAGUACUGCCCCUGGGAGAGGGAGCUCCAGUCAGGUCUGUGGUUGGAGAGCUGGGCAGAUGAAGAGGAGACUGGUGUUUUGGAAGCCAGGAACCUCCCUGCUGAGCUUGGUCUCCAGCCCGAUGGCCCUCCCACUGUCCAACUUGAUAUCUACUGGACGCAUGUCCACCCCAAGGGGGCCAUGGAGGGCAACGGGGAGAGGCCCCUAGCCUCUCAUCCCUCCCACUCCACAGAGCCCUGUGACCGAGAUGAUGACGCAGAAGCUGGGAGCCCUGACGUGGAGCCUGGCACAGAGCUGGAUGAAGAGGAGAUUUCAUCAGAUACAGAGACCGAAAUUCAUUCACAGCAGUUUCCAGAAGACAAGCUGUCAUUGGCAGAUGAGGAAAGGUACAGGGGUGACAUAUCACCCUCUGAUCAUGAGCAACCGGCUCAGCCAGUCUGUCUCAGGCUGUUUGUUGGUGAUGGUCUGGUUUCUCCCCUUAAAGAUACUCAGGAGCCUGAAGCACAGGUCACCCAGAAGGCUCAAACUCCUGCCUUGGUUAAAUCCCACGAUUUGCACUUCUCAGAACCAUUAGUUGGAGAGGAAGUCAAGCCAAAGGUGAACUCUUCUGUCCUGGAUACUAAGAGUCCCGUGUCUUCAGUUUCCCCCAUUUGCUCUCAGCCUGUUUCACUGCCAGAAACGGUUGCCCCAGAAUCAUCAGUGAGCAAUGGCCAGCCCUGUUCCUGCUCCUCUGCAGGGAAUGCGCUCUCACCAAUAUGCACCCGGCCACUUCUCUGCAAUGAACCGGCAGCGAGCCUCUCCAACUCCCCAGAGCGAACCAAAGCCUCAUCUUCAGUGACAUCCACACCACUUUCUAAACCCAUUCCUACAAAGGCUUUGCCCGAGCUUCUGAAGCCAUUGGGCUUCAUGGAAGAAACACCUGGGAAGAAGACAGACAUCAUCGAGGAGUUUUGGUUGAAGAGUGCAGAGAUCAGGAGGAGCCUAGGUCUCACUCCACUGGAGAGGAGCAGAGUCCCAGAAAAAUUUGUGAAGGCCCAUACCCCUGACUCCUCCUCACCUAAGUCGUAUACCCCUGAGGACCUGUCAGAGGAUCUGAGGCCCCCCUUCAUUGGCCGGGCCGUCAUCCGGAGGCUAAAUAUCACUGUGGAGGGGCAGGUCAUCACGCCUGUGGACAAGGAGCCCAAAAGCACUGGAUCUGAGAGAAGGGACCUCAGCAGCAGCUCAGGUUUGGGUCUCAAUGGAAGCUCGGCCACCAGCCAGACUUUAAACAACUCUGACUCUGCCAUGCUGACCCCGCCUUCCAGCCCUCCCCCACCCCCACCCGUCCAGAAUCCGCCUGCUGUUAAGCCAAAGAAGCACCAGGUAGGGUGGUCCAAUAUGCCCAAGGAGACUCCAGUACCAGUCCAGAUGCCUGUGCCUUCAGCUGCUCCAGCUCCUCCAGCUCCUACCCCAGCAGCUCUUGGAAACAUGCCCAUCACCCCGGUGGUGGUGAAGCGGGAGAAAAGCAAACCUCGGCGAGAUGAUGUUCGCAAGUCUUUUGUGGAGAGUGUGGAUGAGAUCCCAUUUGCAGACGAUGUAGAAGAUACUUAUGAUGACCGGACGCCAGAUGCCAGUGUGCUAGAACGAUUCUCCACCCCUCCCAAUAGGAGGCAGGAUAAGAGCAAGCUCCCACUCCACCUGGCUCUGGCUAUGGAGAAUGGCAAGCCCAGUGUCAUUGCAAGGGACACCCAGUCCGAGCAACUGCCUAAGAUGGAGUCUGAGGCUCGUAGAACGCCCCAAAAUGUUGCUUCAGAUGCUUCAGGGAAGAGUAUGAAGACCCAUCAGCCACCCAACUCUCCGUCGACAUCAGCCGUGAAAGCUCUGGAGUCGCGGAAGCAUGCAUUGACACUCUCUGAGCGACUCAUCUCUGGACAUGCUCAGAAGAGCCUAGACAGCUCUGGGGCCUCCUCAGAAGGUUCCUCAGCAGGCAAGAUCAAGAAGCGCAGCUCCCUUUUCUCUCCACGCAAAAACAAGAAGGAGAAGAAGAGCAAGAGUGACAGCUGCUCCUCUGGCAAGCAGAGUUCUGAGGAUGCUCCCAAGCACAAGUCCCUCUGGAAGGUGGUCUUCUCAGGGUACAAAAAGGACAAGAAAAAGAAGAAAAUGGACAACAAAUCCUGGUCCAGCACCCCCUCCAGUGCUGCUACCAUGGGCUCAUGGAAGAGGAGAUCUUCAUCCCUCGAGCGGACAUUAGAGCUCCAUUUGCGAAAAAAUCUGAGUUUCUCUGAAGACUCAGACCUGUCCUGUGACGACAUGCUGGAGAGAGCCUCCCAGAGGUCUAAAACCGAAUGCUUGUACAUCCCUCAUACUGCAGCGCCCAGGAAAGCGCACGCCAUCAAGAAAACGUACACAGAGGAAGAGUUAAAUGCCAAGCUGACGCGGCGAGUGCAGAAAGCUGCCCGGCGACAAGCCAAACAGGAGGAGCUGAAGCGGCUGCACAGAGCCCAGAUCAUUCAGAGGCAACUGGAGCAGGUGGAGGAGAAGCAGAGGCAGUUGGAGGAGAGGGGCGUGGCAGUAGAGAAGGCACUGCGAGGGGAAGCAGGGUGGUAUAAAGGGUCUUACAUUAGUCCAAAACAGCAUAAAAGAAGAUCAGACUAUUGGGGAGAGUCUAAUUACACUGAAGUCCUGGACUUACAUCUGGGUGUGGAGCCCAUUGUGGGGGCCCCUCGUCGGAGACCUGUCACCUUCUGCCAUUGCUGUUCCUCCGAAGGAAUGGGCAAGAAAGACGACCCCAAGCUCAUGCAAGAAUGGUUCAAGCUGGUCCAAGAGAAGAACGCCUUGGUCCGCUACGAAUCUGAGCUGAUGAUAUUUGCUCGUGAACUUGAGCUAGAAGACCGGCAAAGCCGACUUCAGCAAGUCUUGAGGGAACGAAUGGCUGUGGAAGAUGACAUGAAAACAGAAAAGGAGCUGGCAGAGGAGAAGCAGAUCCUCAGUGAGAUGCUGGAGGUCGUGGAACAGCGUGACUCCCUGGUGGCUCUCCUGGAAGAGCAGCGGCUGAGGGAAAAGGAAGAAGACAAAGACUUGGAGGCCGUCAUGCUCUCCAAGGGCUUCAGUCUCAACUGGGCAUGAAUCAGCUUAUCUAGGGAACACUCCUGAAGGCCAAGCCCUUAUUCUACCACAGCAUUAUUAUUCUCCAUUGACAUCUGAGAAAGUUUACAUGCUUACCCAUACUUUAAAAAUCACAUUGGGUGGGAGAAAAACUGAUGUGGUUUCCCUUAAUAGAGCUGUCUUGACUGUUUAUUUUAAACUCCUCAUAUGUAUUUAAGUGUUUUUUUAAUCUCAUUUUUAGAUGAUGGUUGGGAAAAUGCUCUGUACCUUUGGACAUUGAGCUUGCUCACUGUGUAUAUGAAUGUACAAAACCCACGGACUGGCAAUCAGUAGAUUAUUUAUUAACUUUCACACAAGUAGCAACUCAAUCCGAAUCUGCCUGGACUUCCUGGCUCCAUGCAGCAGAAUUCCAUCUUCUUCCACAAUCUGUCUCAGUCCCUUCUCAUGUGUUGCUAGCCAGGCUUUGGAAAAAAAAACACUGCUUCAACUGCCUUUCUCUUUGAACUGCUACACCUGAAUUUAGAAGACUGCUAUUGAUAACAUCUUCAUAUAACAAUUGCAAUGCAAACAUUUUCAGACCUGUACCAACUCUUUUACUUCUUUAUUCCUAAACAUUUUUUACAUUUUUAAUGCAAAAUUUCUUAUGUGUUUACCCUACUCUAGUAACUUUUAAAGUGGUAUUGCCUGAAUGGAUAUGAGGGUCAGAUGUGUUAUGCAGUACUGUUGCAUCAGUGAGUUGGACGAGAGCACACAUUACCAGCUGUAGCUCUUUAUAAAAAAUAAAAUUCAGGUAUAGAUAUUUAGGCUUACUGAAAAGAACUGACCAUGUGGCUUUUCAUGUGUCUGUAAUUAGAAAUGCAUUGGUAGAACUAGUUAAGCUGUGGGACUGGUGAAUUUUUAGUACUCUGAUUUCUCACAUUCCUUUGGUCAUGUCACAGUUCGUGAGAUACCCCACUCCAAAUCUGGCCGAAGUUCACCAAAAAAAAAAAAACACUCACUGCUGCAUAAUGGAGCUGCAUUUUUUAAACAUCUAGACCCACAUAUGCUGCCACAUUUCUUUACAGUAAUAUCAAAACAUCUUUAAACAAAGACCAUGUAAUACAAAAGGGAGAGUUCAAAAUGGUUAUUAAGUUUAUUGUGCAAAAACGUAUAGGAGUAAGGCUCUUAAAUGCCUUUUCCAGUAGCGUUUUUUUUUUUAAACUUAAGUUUGUAAAUCUUCUGGUUUUCCAUUCCACUUCUGAGGUAGCAGUAGCAAAACUUCUCAACAUAUCUUUUUGUACGUUACUCAUGAAAAAUGUUUUUUAUGAUCUAUAAAUGACGAGACAUGAUCAUAUGAAUGAGCGAUGUGAGGCAACUGCAAGCUGCUUUACAUGGUAUCCACGGAAGGACAACGUGCGCUUCUGUGUGGUCACACACAGUGGGAAUUUGUGUAGAGGAUUAUGAGUAAACAAUUAAUAGGAUAAAUAGGUGUACAGGAUUCUAGAAUGACUUUGAGGUGGAAUGUUUUUAUUUAUUAACUUAUGAAAAGGGACAUGUAUCAUAUGUAAAGAAAAUUGAUUAAUUUUUAAAACAUUUUGCUGUUCUUAAACUUAAUGUAUCUUAGUGGCAUACUUGUGUUGAUUGUAUAUUUCAUGAGUAAUAAAAGCAAUGCAGAGGGUAUUUUA
Molecule: messenger RNA, 8624 nt
Organism: Paramormyrops kingsleyae
Lineage: Eukaryota; Metazoa; Chordata; Actinopteri; Osteoglossiformes; Mormyridae
Product: protein-methionine sulfoxide oxidase mical3a-like
Molecular function (GO): FAD binding; protein binding
Source: RefSeq, a predicted model, not a curated record